CGUGUGAACAAAUACAAGGGCUCUUGGUUUAAUCUUCUAGCUUUGUUCCAAUAAGUACAACCUAUUGUUGGCAGAAUGGCGGAACUAUCAUUUACAAAAGCCUUCCUGGCACAUCUCGACUCGAAACCCAUCAAGUUCCCCGCAGACCACGCCUUUGACCCACGGGAGUUCCAACCACGCCAGCCUUUUACCCUUCCUCGCCUCUCCGAUCCUCCGCAUCCGCCGCUCCCCAAAAAGAUUAAGCCAGCCGCCAUACCUGGCUCUUCCAAGUCCAUAACGAUCCACCUCAAAUCCGCUCGCAACCCCGUUCUCGAUAUUACUCUCGACAACAUCCCCCUAUCUAACGCAACAAUUCAAGACCUCAAAGAAGCCGUUCAAAACCGAACUAAACCCACAAACGCAGAAAACGAUAGCGAGAAUGUUCCCCUGGAUAAGAUCAAGAUUUUAUGGAAACGUAGACCGGUGCAGGGUAAAUUAGUUACAGAUGCUCUAGCGAAUGAUCCGGACGCUCUUGUCGGCGGGAAAGAAGUGGAGUUCGGCGUUAUGAUCUUGGGGGGUGCAGCGAUGAUACCUCCGAAAGAAUCGUCUGCUCCGACGACAGAGGGCAAAGCGGAAGAGCCGGUAGCACAAGAGGCCGUGCGGGUGCCAGAAGCCGCGCAGCCUCUGCCUGGAGAUAGUGCAGGUAUACUGAAAUCAGUGUCCUUCUGGGAUGACCUAGAGGGUUUUUUGAAGAUGAGACUUAAAGAUGAGAACGAGGCAGCUCGAUUAAGAUCAUUGUUCACGAAGACAUGGGAAUCGAGCGUAUGAGGUUCCAUAUAUCAGAUUGAAACAAUGGCGAUAGGAAUGUUUCUUGUCUUGCUCAUGAGAUACUACUUUUAUUCGCUGGUAUAGUUAAAGCGGAAUGAUUUUAUGUCGCCCAGGGGCCCUGCUUCUGUUGAAGCUCUUAAGGUCGCUUCAUAUUAUUGAAGGCUGGCUCCAAUCAUAUGCUAGAUUCCAUAAUAUCUUUCAUAUCCAUGUAACAAGAAACUUGGGGAAUGAAAUCUGAACGAGAUAAGGGCAUGUCACAGGCAGUUCAUUAAAAUGCAAUAAUACCAUGAAGACAAGCCGGCAGUAAAGAAUUUAUGUUAUACAGAAGUUGAAGAAGAAUAUUGGGGGGUUUGGGCCAAGGCAUGAGGUGCUUAGGAGAAUAACAUAUUGGUAUUUUGACAUUAAGGGUAACAUUCAUGGACAUUGUAAAAGGGAAUAUGGGGAAUAUGGGAUACAGUAUCAGUAAAAAGCACACCCCAUUGCAUGGUAGAGCAGGAGAUUGUUGAUUUUUCAGGGUAUCGUGAAAGGCAAGAGACCAAGCCCAGGCAUGCAUAGAGAAGAACUGUAAACCAAGGCGAAGAACCUCUGCAAUGAAAGAUUUCUUGGGAAUAUGUGCUUCUAAAAUCCCAAGCAUUUAGUAGAUUGGUAAGGACUUUCCAAAUAGUCCAGGGUGAAAAGGAGGGCGAGAAACUUGUAGCGUCACGUGAAGUUCCCAGCUGUAAAAGGUAAUCAUGGGGGAAACACACAUAAACAACUUCUGCAUAUGAACCGGGAGCCCUCUGCAUCAUACGUGAUUCUAAGGGUGAAAUGGCUUCACAGAGGUAGAAAGGUUCACUCAUGUAUGUGCUCAGGCCCUUGCAAAGACUUUAACCACUCCAUCCCCACCUCCGCUGAUAACCCACCUUCCGUCGCGACUCCAAACAACAGAGCAGACUCCUUCACCUCGCAUGAGUCUGUGGCUUGUGAUUUCCUGGGUG
Messenger RNA from Coccidioides immitis RS, 1784 nucleotides. RefSeq lists its product as uncharacterized. The record is from RefSeq and is a predicted model, not a curated record. The transcript has 2 exons. Bases 76 to 807 code for a protein of 243 amino acids. Lineage: Eukaryota; Fungi; Ascomycota; Eurotiomycetes; Onygenales; Onygenaceae.